AUGGAUUCUCCCGAACGCCGGUCGCCCUCGACGUCACCGCUCGGGCCACGCGACCCAGCGACCGGCCAGCCCCGCGCGCAGCUGCUCCGGCCAUCUGCAUCUGCAACGCCAUGUGGUCCGCAUCCGCGUACCCUCCCACUCUUAGCGCGCUGCGCAUCCACGGCGCAAGGGGAGUCUUUGCCGCGCGCUGCAGGCCGGGAGGCAACGCCCACGCAGCACCACCGGCGGGCCCAGAAGCGCGUCGUCGGGGAUCCGCGCCGGGAACGGACGACGCUCCUGCCAGAAGCGGCCGCGCUGCACACACCGUCGCCGUAUGCGCUGAUGUUGCGCGAAUGCAGAGAUGUGCACGCCAGCCAAGUCUCCGUCGUGGCGCUCGCGUCGGAUGCAGAGGCACCGCUGCUCGCCUCCGGAGCCACGUCGUCGGGGACGGUGCAGUGCGCGCGCGCGCGCACACAACCCCGAUGCGUGCCGCUCGGACAUGCAUGCUGA
Messenger RNA from Phanerochaete carnosa HHB-10118-sp, 489 nucleotides. RefSeq lists its product as uncharacterized. NCBI's taxonomy places the organism in Eukaryota, Fungi, Basidiomycota, Agaricomycetes, Polyporales, Phanerochaetaceae. The record is from RefSeq and is a predicted model, not a curated record. The transcript is spliced from 2 exons. The coding region runs from base 1 to 489 and encodes 162 amino acids.